This is a messenger RNA of Ustilago hordei, 6969 nucleotides long. Its product is annotated as putative regulator Ustilago maydis 1 protein (Rum1). The transcript has a single exon. Gene Ontology annotation, molecular function: DNA binding; histone demethylase activity. Lineage: Eukaryota; Fungi; Basidiomycota; Ustilaginomycetes; Ustilaginales; Ustilaginaceae. The record is from RefSeq and is a predicted model, not a curated record. Bases 1 to 6969 code for a protein of 2322 amino acids. Gene Ontology annotation, cellular component: nucleus. Gene Ontology annotation, biological process: chromatin remodeling.
AUGACGGCUCCGAAGCAGGGCACUCAGCCCUCGACGUCGGGCGAUACGCACUACCGCAUCGUCGUUAAGUCCGUUAACGGGCGUGAGCCCAUCAAGACGGAGCCAGUCUGCAACACUGCCUCUUCCGCCGUCGCUCCUCCAUCAUCUGCAACCUCGCACAGCGCAGCAGCACCUGCCGCCUCGUCGUCUACACACCUUGCCACACCGUUGUCAUCUCCCACCAAGAACAGCAACCCCUCGAGUCCCGCCAAAUCACCAGGACGACCUCGCCGCGUCGAGCCCAUCGUCGUCUCAUCCCGCGACUUUGGACCUAGCGCUGGAGGCGACAGCGACGACGAGACCAAGGAUGGCGAUUCCGAGUUGACCAAAGGUGCCUCUGCUAAAAGACUCAGCCGCAAGAGCAAGGCUGAUGCCAUGUCUGCGCUUGCUGGCAAAGAUCCUGUUACCGUCGAUGUGCCAGCCUCACCUGCUCCAGGUCAGAAUGGUGUUGUCGCCCUCUCAGGUAACCCUGCUCAGCACCCCGCUCGAAAGCUCUUCCAACACCAACCUUUCCCUCCUCUUGCUUUUGACACGUCCUAUCCUUCCUACGACUUUGCCUCCACAUCGACACAACCAACUAUCCCAACCAGCACCAGCACGCCGCGCAACCCACCUCCAAGGAUUCGCCCGCGCCUCUUCGAGCUCGAAGAAGCGCCCACAUUCUACCCUACUCCUGAGGAGUUUGCCGACCCAAUGAAGUACAUCUCAUGGAUCGCAAACCCACAAGGCGGCAAUGGCAAAGCAUACGGCAUCGUCAAGAUCGUCCCUCCUGAGGGCUGGAACCCGGACUGUGUUCUUGACGAACAGACCUUCCGCUUCCGCACUCGCGUUCAGCGACUCAACUCGCUGAGUGCCGAUGCUCGUGCCUCUCAGAACUAUCAGGAGCAGCUUCAGAAGUUCCAUGCUCAGCAAGGUCGCAAGCGUGUCUCCGUCCCCGUCAUUGAUGGUCGCUCUGUCGAUUUUUACCAGCUUAAGCUCGUCAUCUUGGGUCUUGGCGGCUACGAUGCCGUCUGCCGUGGUCGCAAGUGGUCGGAUGCGACGAGGCAGAUCGGCUAUAGCGAAAAGGACAGCGCUCAACUCUCGACUCAAGUCAAGGCUGCAUAUACACGCAUUAUUCUGCCUUUCGAAGAGUUUAUGGCCAAAGCAAAGGAGCAGGCUCGCGCCAAUGGAACAUCCAUUAGUCCUCAAAUCGCACAGAGCUCAACCAUGGGCAGUGCACCGUCCGCCGAAGGUCAAGAAGCCAGCCUCAAGCAUGCUUCCAUGUCACCCAGCUUGGAUGCCUCUUCGAAUGGCGAUAGGGCAGCGCAAUCCAACACGCCCGAGCCGCUGAAUGCUGUUGGUGCUGCAGACCUCCUCGGCAAUGCUACGCCAACGAUUGAGUCAGCCUCGCAAAGUCCAUCCACACUGGCGAGCACACGUCGAAGCGCUCGCAAAAGGUCCGAGGCGAACAGCACCCCUACUUCAUCCUCGAGGAACCCUCUCGUGCUUGCAUCUAGCCCUGCUAUACCUCUCGCCUCCAGGCGUAGGAAGGGCGUCAGUCCUCACGUCGACUCGGAUGCACACGUUCGCACCCACUCGGGUCAAAAUGGGCAGGAAGAGCAGAUGUGCGAAAUUUGUCUGCGUGGCGAGGACGGCCUCAACAUGCUGCUCUGCGACGAAUGCAACCGCGGCUAUCACAUGUACUGCCUUCAGCCGGCUCUCACUUCCAUUCCAAAGUCGCAGUGGUUCUGCCCGCCUUGUCUUGUCGGCACUGGCCACGACUUUGGCUUCGAUGACGGUGAGACCCACAGUCUCUACACCUUCUGGCAACGUGCUGAGGCCUUCAAGCGUGAAUGGUGGUCCAAGCGACCCGAACGUCUCUGGAAGCCAGAUGAAGCAGCUUUCAGCUCCACAGAUGACAGCACUCACACCAACGGCCUUGCUCGCCGCAUCUACGGCACAGACCUUGUUGUGUCUGAAGACGAUGUGGAGCGCGAGUUCUGGAGGUUGGUGCACAGCCAGAACGAGGAGAUCGAGGUCGAAUAUGGUGCCGAUGUCCAUUCCACUACGCAUGGAAGCGCUCUACCGACGCAAGAGACUCACCCCUUGAGCCCAUACUCGCGCGACAAGUGGAAUCUCAACAACCUCCCAAUCCUUCCCGGAUCGCUUCUGCAGUACAUCAAGUCCGAUAUCUCUGGCAUGACGGUGCCUUGGAUCUACGUUGGCAUGAUGUUCUCUACCUUCUGCUGGCACAACGAGGACCACUACACCUACUCGAUCAACUACCAGCACUGGGGUGAAACCAAGACAUGGUACGGUAUUCCUGGCGAAGACGCCGAGAAGUUUGAGCGUGCCAUGCGCAAGGCAGCACCAGACCUCUUUGAAACGCUUCCCGAUCUGCUCUUCCAUCUCACCACCAUGAUGAGCCCCGAGAAGCUCAAGAAGGAAGGGGUUCGCGUCGUUGCCUGCGACCAGCGCGCCAACGAACUCGUCGUCACCUUCCCUAAGGCCUAUCACAGCGGUUUCAACCAUGGUUUCAACCUCAACGAGGCAGUCAACUUUGCCCUUCCCGACUGGAUUUUUGACGACCUCGAGUCUGUGCGCAGGUAUCAGCGUUUCCGCAAACCCGCCGUCUUCUCACACGAUCAGCUCCUCAUCACGGUCUCGCAGCAGAGUCAGACCAUUGAGACGGCUGUAUGGCUCGAAGUUGCCAUGCAGGAGAUGGUUGAUCGCGAGAUCGCAAAGCGCAACGCACUGCGUGAGAUCAUCCCUGAUCUCAAAGAAGAGGUCUACGAGGAGGAUGUCCCCGAAGCGCAGUACAUUUGCACCCACUGCACGAUCUUCUGCUACCUUGGCCAGUUGACGAGCCCGAAGACCGAAGGCGUUGCUUGUCUCAACCAUGGAUUUGAGGUGUGCAACGCCGAUGCCCCGGUCAAGUGGACGCUCCAGCUCCGCUUUUCAGAUGAGCAGCUGCGCUCCAUCCUCGCCAAAGUCUGCGAACGUGCCGCCAUUCCUCGUAACUGGAUCCAGCGACUCAAGAAGACCUUGGCGCUCGGUCCCACCCCGCCCCUCAAGACACUCCGAACUCUCGUGCAUGAAGGCGAGAAGAUUGCCUUCGCUCUCGAGCCACUCGAAGAUCUCAAGGCAUUCGUCGCCUGUGCCAACUCGUGGACUGAGCGGGCAAAUGUCUUCUUGGUUCGCAAGCUGCAAAAGAGGCGAGGAGAAACUGGCACUGCACCUGCUGGAAGGAUUCGACGAUCGAAGGGGGGUGAUGACAGCUUCGCUAGAAGGAUGAGUCUGGACGCAUCAGCCGAAGACAUUGACAGCACGGCCGAUCGAAGUCCCGAAGCAUUGUACGCUUUGCUCGACGAGCUCGAUAGCCUCCACUUCGAUGCACCCGAGAUCUCUUCGCUCCGUUCGCUCGCACAGGAGCUGGAAGAGUUCAUCGGCCGCUGCAACGAAAUCUUGGCUCGACGUGACAGCGCUACCGAGCCUAAUGUCAAGGACUGCGAGAGUGUUCUCACCCUUGGCAGCUCUCUUAACGUAGAUGCACCUCAGAUCAAGGAGCUUUCGGAUUACGUCGAGCGCCGUAAGUGGGUUCAAGAAGUCAACGAAAGCCGCGAUACGUACCUCUACUACCACGAGGUGCAGGAGUUGCUCGAACGCGCUGACAGCUGUGGUCUCGAAGACCACGAGCUGCGCAAAGAGCUCGAGCAACGUCGCGAAGCUGGCGAGCGCUGGACCGCACGGGCCAAACAAGCACUGGAGGGCUCCGAGCCGAUGACCAUGGAGUUGCUCGAAGAACUCUGUGACUCCUCGACCGACAUUCCUGUCGUUUUGGAAGUGGCCCAGGAUGUGAGCAACGUGCUUAACAAGGCCAAGGAGCUUCAUAAGACCAUUCAGACGCUGCACAAGAGCUUGCAGGCCGGUGGCCAGGGCAACACUGGACCUGACGCAGAUGGGGACCUCUCCAUGAUCUCGGUCACGGAGAAUAGUGAAGCGGCGGAUCGCAUGGCCUUGCUUCCUGACGCGCGCCGUGUCCUUCGUGCCAUCAAAUCGAACAAGCUCGGGCUCGAGCAUGCUAAAGAGAUCGAGAAUGCUAUCCAGGUCUACGAUGCAUGGCGAGCAUCUUUCAACCAGAUCAUGCAGACCAUCGCUGCUGGAUCUCGUCGCCUCACUGACACCGAUCGUGAUGCUGAACUUGACAAGCUUGUGGAGAGGGUGGAGAGUGCGACGGAUCCCCAGGACGACCAGCCCAAGUCCAGUUCGCGUAACUGCAUCUGCAGGAGCUCCGCGCCGAUUGCCGUUCCAUCUUCUUCGACGGCAGAGUGCUCACACUGUCGCAUCCGAUAUCACCUGCCCUGCAUUAAGGUCCGCUCGUCCGAGGUAACACGCGCCGAAGGAGGCUGGAGAUGCCCCUUCUGCCCUUGGGCAGGCAACGCUGCCUUCCUCAAGACUCGCAAAGCAGUCAGCGUCACGGAUCUCUCCAAGCUCGUCUACAAUCAGGACCAUCGCCGGGACCAGUUCAAGUUCUUGCCGCUCGAGUGGGAUACAAUCGAAGAGGUUGUCGCCAAAGCCAAACGUUUCGAAACUGCUGCUAAGCGCAUGAUCAAGACGCUAUCUUUGAUGCGCAGGGACCAGAAGCAGACCAUUCUCGCGCACUGGCUGCGUCGAUCCAUCGGUUGUCCAGUCGAUGUGCUCGGUCCAGAGAAGGUCAACAUGCUUGAUCUGAUCAGCGAGACCCUGCUUGGCCUUGGUCCAGACGCCAUUGAAGAGCGAGCAGCUGCGCCCACAUUCGAUCGCCCGCAGGCAGAGACGCCCUCGAAGGCGCAGGCACAGGAUUGCAACGACUCAGCUCCGCCUCAGAGCUCUUCGCGGGCGAUGGCUCGAGCCGAUCGCGACUCUGGAUCUCCUGCUGUUCGCGGCAGCGACGAUCGCAAACGCAAGGCGAAGAGAGGCAAGCGUGCCAAGCUUGUCUUCCGAGAGGAGAUUGGCAUUGGUGCGUAUCGCGAUGGUCAGCCGAUCUACUGUUUGUGCCACGAGCCCGAGGGUGGCCGCAUGAUUGCGUGUGACAAGUGCAUGCUUUGGUUUCACAUCCACUGUGUCCGCCUCGAUGAUCCUCCGAAUCUUGGCGACGAGGCUUGGAUCUGCCCCAUGUGCUGCAUCAAAGCCGAGCGUAAGUAUCCUCAGGCCGAAGUGCGAGUCAAGGAGAUGGAUGUCACCGAUCCCGACAUGUGGCUAGACAUUCGUGCCACGCUGCGAUCGCUCGAAAAGCCGGUCAGCAAGGUUCAGUCAUGGAGCAGUCGCGAGGACAAGCGCAUUGUGUUGCAUCUCGAGAAGUUUACGCCCGCCAUCCAUGCCGAGGAAGUGCGUUCCCAGGUCACCAAGCGUGCCAGGCUCGAGUCGGAUACACCCAGCAAAGCGCGUGCUUCUCUGGGGCGUUCCGACUCGCUCUCCACGCCUGCCAAAGAAGGCAGUGCUAUGCCGUAUGCGCCACCGCCUGUACCGAGCGAGGCUUCUCGAGUCAAUAUGCCGGCCUCAAUCAUCGCUGCGCCGAGUCAAACGCUUGCAGACACGUCCGCAUCGAGACUACCAAGACAAGACAACCCAGCUGCUGGAUCCCCGCCGCAAUGGGAAGGCCAAAGUGGUCCUUCACGAGGUCCCUUGAGCUUCGAAUGGGCUCAGGAGGCGCGUCGACGUCAUGCCGAGGGCAUGGACAAUCUCUACCGACGCGGCAUCACCGAUACGAUGCUUAUGCGGUUCUACGUUGGAUGGGAUGGGCGCCAGCUUGUCCACCCCAUGCGGGAUCCCUCGGGCGUCAUUGUUGAAAUCCCUCUUGGCGAGGCCAUCCGACUACAUGCCGAUGAUCCGGAAGGCACUAGGGUGAUUCGCGCGGCGAUCGAACGUUACAUUACCAGGAUAGAGCGAGCCGCAGCUGCCCAACCCAAUUCGCAGCGCGGCUAUCCUGCUGCAGCGGAGAUGGAAGAUCACAGCAGGCACGGGCGUACGCCGUACGGGCGCGAAGACAUCCCAUACGGUUCUCAGCGACACCAGCAGCCAUACGUGCCAUCCAACGGCAGGCUUGAUACAGGCUCACCAGGCUCACUUCCACCUCGACUAGCAGGCGACCGCGACUACGAGCGGGAACGAGGUCCCCACGACUUCCGCGAUGGACGCGAUUCUCGCUACGGCGAGCCGGAUCCGCGACUGUUGCGCUCCCCGGCUGCUGCAGCUGCAGGUGUCCACUCGAUUUCGCCAGCUCUCCGAUCAGGUGUCGCGCACGAGCUCAUGCCCACCUAUGCGCGCAGCCCGGUUCCACAUGUUGUUGGUAGCAACGGUGUGGCAUCAGCAGCCAAGAGUCCCUAUGCAAGCAGCGCCGAGCUCGGUUGUCACCCAUCUUCGCACGGCACCUACUCUGCUUCCAAUCGCGGACCUCCUCACCGGGCCGGUGCAGAGCACGACGCGACAAGAGGACCGGCGCUUAUGCCGACCUAUGCUUCCGCCAAAUCCGACACGUUGGCAAAUGGGAUGGGUUCUGCAUAUGCCGGCAUGCCUCUCGAUCCCGCCAUGAUGGCUGAUGAUGCUGCUCAAAUUGAUCCAGCGCUGAUGAGGAGUCCUGUGCCAGCUAGGUCUGGUGCUUCCACUCCCUCAGACAAGGCAUCGCGCCCGGUUGCUAACCCAGAUGCAGGCAGGUCGGCAGAUGGCGCAAACGACAAGCAGAGUGAGACUAAUGCCAAAGAGAAUUCGCGACAGGCUGGAUCUGAAGCAAAGGAGACAGCUCAGCCAGGUAACGUAAAGAUGAAGAAAGAGGAAGGAGAGGAAACGGAAGAUCUGGAAAGCGUCCGAGAGCAGGCCAGGCAGAUGGCCCGUCGGAUGCGACCCGACGCUUCAGAUGCGGAGAUUGAGCGUCUGGUCCAAAACUUUGUUGGUGGAGGAGCUGAUUCGGCGUAG